GGACGCUGCGGGGCGCCCUGCUGCCUGCUGCCCGCCGCCCGCUGCCUGUUGUCUGGACGCUCCCUCUCUAAGCGCCGCCCUCCCUCCGGUCCGCCUGCUGCUGACUCCAGGCUCGGCGAAGACGCCCUUAGCAACAACACACAGACUCACACACAGCUGCGUCGAAGAAGAUACUCCAACCAGCGCGGAGAAGACGGAUUAAACACCCGAAGACGGGCUGUAUCUGCACUUUUUAAAAAAAACAAACAAACAUGGGGCUUGAGUACAGCUAGCGAGCUUCCAGCCUGUUUGGGCUACAGCCCCUCAACGCUGCCCCGAAGGAGGACACACAACCCCGGGAGAGAGAGAGAGGAGGAGGGGGGUUGGUGCUGGUGGAGGUUCAACGAGUGCUAGCAUCGCCGUUUGCUCGCAGCUAUCACCGGGAAUAAAGCACGGGAAUGCGGCUCUGGAUCGACUCCCUGAACCGACAGAGAGAGAGCAAGGCGAGGGGCACACGGGUCAGACCACCUCAGACUAUUUUUAACCGAGGGAGCGGCUCUCCGGGGCGGACGAGUGUUUUUGUGGUCGCCGCUGUUGGAGCUAGCUGGCUGGGCUAACUAACGACCCCCAACCAACCAACCAACCAGCCCAACAAAAACACCACCUACACCACCUACCACAGCUGCAGCCAAGGGCUAAAACACCUUUUUAUUUUUAUAUAUCAAUAUAAAAACAAGGAUAAAUCACAGUGAAAGCAGCAGACAGGAGUUUCAUGGACUUUUGAGGUUUUGCAACGUGACUCUAGUUUUGAAUCUUUGUUCUCCACCCUCGAGGAUUUCUUUUUUAUUUUUAUUAUUUUUGCAUUUUGUUGUCACUUCGGAUGCUGGCAUCACAUUUGAAUCUGAACCAUGAUGAUAAUAAGCAGAAAACCAGAGGGCCCAAUAGCAACAGCACGGCACGGCGACGGCCUGUACGACUCGUACAUGAGGACAGACCACAUCCUUAAAGAUGAAGCGGAAACAAACAGUCCGUCUGGGCUGCCCCCCAUGCCUAAACACACAGUUGUCAGUAACAAGACCGUAAUGAGGGAUCAGGUGACUGUGCGAGGUGGCCAGUUGAAGGUCAAGUACAUGUACGAGGACUCCACCAACAACCGAAAGAUCAACGCCAUAACCACGGCGAGCACUCAGAACGGUGGGACCACUGGUCAGACGCCCAUCAAACCCGCCCCGGUCUCCGGCCUGUCCAAGGAGCGCAGUGUAGACAGUACUGAAUCCAGCAAGGGCUCCAGUGAAUCCUCCGGCCAACACGGAGCUGGAAACGGAGGGAACAGCGGGAAGCUGUGCGGCCCUCUCACUCCCGACCAGGCUCUGAGACUGUACCGAUCUCAGCUGACCACGCUGGAGCAGACGGAGAUCCACUCCUACCCAGAUAUCUACUUCGUGGGACCCAAUGCCAAGAAAAGGCCUGCCGUCGCCGGAGGCAACAACAACUGUGGCUACGACGACGAGCAGGGCGGAUACAUUCACGUCCCUCACGAUCACUUGGCUUACCGCUACGAGUUCCUCAAGAUUAUCGGUAAAGGUAGCUUCGGCCAGGUGGCUAAGGUGUACGACCACAAACUGCAGCAGCACCUGGCUCUGAAAAUGGUGCGCAACGAGAAGCGCUUCCACCGGCAGGCGCAGGAGGAGAUCCGCAUCCUGGAGCACCUGCGCAAGCAGGACCGCAACGGCACCAUGAACGUCGUGCACAUGCUCGAGAACUUCACCUUCCGCAACCACAUCUGCAUGACCUUUGAGCUGCUGAGCAUGAACUUGUACGAGCUCAUCAAGCGCAACAAGUUCCAGGGUUUCAGCCUGCCGCUGGUCCGAAAGUUUGCACACUCCAUCCUGCAGUGCCUGGAGGCCCUGAGCCGGCACCGGAUCAUCCACUGUGAUCUCAAGCCAGAGAACAUCCUGCUCAAACAGCAGGGACGCAGCGGCAUCAAGGUGAUUGACUUUGGCUCCAGCUGUUUCGAACACCAGCGGGUGUACACCUACAUCCAAUCCCGUUUCUACCGCGCCCCAGAGGUGAUCCUCGGUUCACGUUACGGCCUUCCUAUCGAUAUGUGGAGCUUCGGCUGCAUCCUGGCUGAGCUGCUGACUGGUUACCCGCUGUUCCCCGGCGAGGACGAGGGCGACCAGCUGGCCUGUGUCAUGGAGCUGCUGGGCAUGCCUCCGCAGAAGGUCCUCGAGCAGGCCAAAAGGGCAAAGAACUUCAUCAACUCCAAGGGCCACCCUCGCUACUGCGGAGCCAACACCCUGCCCACGGGGGCCACCGUGCUGACGGGGUCUCGCUCACGCCGCGGCAAGAUGAGAGGCCCCCCAGGUAGCAAGGAGUGGAGCGCUGUGCUCAAGGGCUGCGAGGACCCCACCUUUACUGACUUCAUAAAGAAGUGUUUGGACUGGGACCCCUCAUCCCGUCUCACCCCUAGCCAGGCCCUCAGACACCCAUGGCUAUAUCGCCGCCUACCCAAACCCCUACCUGGGACCGAUAAGAGCCAAGGGGCCACGGUGAAACGACUCCCCGAGCACCACAGCACCUCCUUCCCAUCUAUCCUGGCCAAAGGGGGACCUGGCUUAGGCACCACAGCUGCCAACAACAAACUGAGGAGCAACAUGAUGGGAGAUUCUGGGGAGGCCAUACCUCUUCGCACGGUCCUACCUAAACUCGUCUCUUAGAGAGAGACAGAGAUGGAGAGAGAGAGAGAGAGUCCUAUAAUCUCCUCUCUCCUUCCUUCCUUCCUCCUCUGAACUCCUCAGGAGGAGUCAGAGCACAGGAGAAAGCGGAGCCUAGGUUUUAAAACUUGUUUGGUUGUUCUUUUAUUUGUUUUCUACUGAGAGGUGUCGACACCCCCCAGUUCCUGGUUUUUAAUAUUAGCUGAACGGCGAGAGAGACAAAGAGAGAGAGAGACAAUAAAAGAAACUCUCUUAAAAAAAAA
Messenger RNA from Larimichthys crocea (large yellow croaker), 2959 nucleotides. RefSeq names its product dual specificity tyrosine phosphorylation regulated kinase 3 (gene dyrk3). Gene Ontology annotation, molecular function: protein serine/threonine/tyrosine kinase activity; protein serine/threonine kinase activity; ATP binding. Gene Ontology annotation, cellular component: cytoplasm; nucleus; cytoskeleton. The record is from RefSeq and is a predicted model, not a curated record. The coding region runs from base 888 to 2699 and encodes 603 amino acids. The transcript is spliced from 6 exons. Gene Ontology annotation, biological process: peptidyl-serine phosphorylation; positive regulation of cell cycle G2/M phase transition; peptidyl-threonine phosphorylation. NCBI's taxonomy places the organism in Eukaryota, Metazoa, Chordata, Actinopteri, Sciaenidae.